AGUCGGACGAGAUUGCUGCAAAAUUAAAAACAUCUUCGGUCACACGCGCGCAUAUAGAAAAAAAAAAGAAGAAAGAAUAAUAACAAAAAUAAUUCCGACUUUAUAGACUUUUACACAGAUGUGUAUAUAUUUUAGUGUGUAUAGCUAUAGUUAGAUACAAAGUGACCGAAAGGCAAGAGCAAGGAGCAGAAGCGCAGAGAAGCACAAGAGAAAAUCGGACUAUCGUCUCAAGUUACCCCUCUUAUAUAUUAUUAUAUAUUCUUUAACUUGGAAAAUCGGCAACGGAAAAACCACCCCUUCGAGAAAUUUUCUCUAUAUAAAAUUUAGUGUAAUUUUCUUCUCUUAAUAAAUAUUUACCCACACACCCGGCGUGAUAUCCAGCAAAGCAGCAGUAAAGGCCGAGAGUACUCCUGCCCUCUCCAAUCCCACCCCGGUUCGGACCGAGUUCCUGGGGCCGUUUUAGUUUCCUACAAUCGUUUCCCUCGUGUUGUUUGGUCGGUUAGAUACCAAGGAGUUAUCCUUACGUAUUAUCAUAGCUUCAGAGAAAGUCGGGCAGCACAUCUAACUCGACUCUCUUACGGUUCGGACCUAAAAAGCGUAUAUUUCUUAGAUCCUUGAACAAGAACGUCAAAAUCUAUCGAAAAUUUUAAGGAGAAAAAAAUAAUGAAAAACCGGAUUCGAGUAUCGUGAUUAAUUCGAAUAAUAUCGAACAGCACAGUUUCGUGAAAAUAAAAUCGUGUUGAUUCCAGAAGCUCAGAAAAAAAUUUAAGAUCAACAGCUCAAUCUGCACUCAGCCUCACAUCAGUAAAUGCGAGAGAUGGAUCAAAACCGUGUUUGAGAAAAAAAAAAAAAAGAAAAUGAAAUGAUCGCUGAACAACAGAAAAAAAAUCUAAAGCCGAGGAUUAAGUGGUGAAAAAAUAAAAUAAAGUGUUGCGCGCAAAAACAAAAACGUCAUCAAUCCAAGAUCAUGGCCAUCAACCAACAACGAUCGGUGGCCGCCAGUCUGCUGAAUCCAAUGGAUAUAACCACGAACGGCCUGCGACAGUCCAACUACGCGGUCGAACCUCGCGAAUCAGUGUUCCCACCAAGCGAAAUGGUGUUCUUGCUUUGAACAAGUUUUUUAGUUGACUUUUAGUUCCACAAACAAACUGAUCAUACGAACCAAAUAAUAAACGACUAUAUCUAGUGUGUGUGAAAUGUUCUCCAGGAAAACCGAUCAAUAUAUCAUAGAACAUCUUGUUUCAUUAACCGUAGACGAACAGAAGCAAAUAGUUUGACUCUGAAGAAGAUGCUGACACAAGAAUCCCGAACCAGGCGUCAACAUGAAAAAAAUACGCAAGCUGGUCAAUUUGUUGCAAAAUGUCAUCCGAAAGAAAUGAGUGAAAAAUUAUGUGAAACCUUAAAAUGGUCAGACAACUACAAUGACGAUUGAUGGCCUGCGGAGCCACGAUCGUACAUUGAACUAUAGAAGCUAAAUAGUUAAAACAAUAACAAAAAAAAAUGAUAAUACAAAUAUCUUAAAGAAGAGAGAAAAAACAAUAAUAAAAUUAUUCCCCCCGAAAGAAGUAAAUGCAAAAUGCACCCAAGUGCAGUAGCAGUGUCACGCCCCGAAGUUUAGUUUGUUACAUUUUUUACUACUGCAAAAAAAACCACGACCAAGACCACAGAAGACCAGUGAGAGUGAAAAUUUUCGAAAACGUCACAAACGCGUAAAAAAAUUGACGAAAAGUCUGAGUGAAGUAUUUUAAGUUUGAGCUAACCGAACAACUACUGAGGAAGACAAACGACAGCUAUAAAAAAAAACAACAAAAACAACAGUUCAGAAUAAACCGACAAAGAAAAACGUUCAUAGUUUAAGUGUGUGAAAAAAGGUGAGAAAAACACUAAAUAGUGAAAUUAAGCGACGCGAAGGACGCUGCUAACCAAUAAUAAUUGAAAUGUGCGGCAGCAAACCGUAUGUAGACUAAGUCCCUGACGAACGCUAAAACUAAGGGAACUACCCGCGUGGAAACGAGGAACUUCGCCAUCGCACCCGGAUGACGAAUUCAUUCCAAGUUCCCCCCGAGAUCGACUUACCCGAUUCAGACAACAACCUACCAAAAAAGAAAAUAGACUACGUUCAAGUGAAAACAAGUGAAAGUGUGUGUGUGUGAAUCCCCGAAAAAAAAGAACGAACAUUGGAAUACUCGCUCCCCGCCAGAAUAGCAAAACAUAAACUACUAGAAAUAUUUGACCGUAAAGAGUGCAAAACAAAACUUGAAAAAUCACAAACUGAAAGUGAAACUGCUCUGCCAUGAAGUGAAAGUGUGUAAAAAAGGCUGAAGAGGACAGCGAGCAAAAAACAGUCGCACAAACGGUGCAUAUCAAACCAAAUAAAAAAUCCUCUAAACCACCCCCGGUACGUGUGUCACAUGUGUGCAAAAUAACAAAAAAAAAUACCAACCAACCAACUAGCUCAGCACAGAUUUUUCCCACCAAUCCAACCCAAACCCCUUCAACUCGCGUAUCUCACGCGGGAAGUCCUCUUCCAAUCCUUGAUAGUACGAAAAAAGGCACAAAGCAUAACCGACCACUAUUCCCGGGGUAAAACGAGCAAGAUUCUGGUUGCAACCGCGUGUGAGUGCCAAAUCCCUCGCCUCUUUUACCUAAUCUGACCGACUUUUCGCAAAAGACAUCCUUUCAAACUUUAUAAAAAAUAAAUUCCAAAUCGACCCGCUCCCGAAACUGACAAAUAAAUGUCUACCAUUUGCGCCAAUCAACUGGUAGCCAUUUCUUUUUAAUUUCUAUCUCUCUCUAAUCACUAUCAAUUAGAGGCCUCAAUGUUUUAAUCCUCAUCCCCAAAAGACCCCUCACAAUCCCGUUCACGAGACAGGAGAGAUACUAAAGCAAAAAUAGCGACAGCGACAGCAACAACAAAAAAAAGCAAAGCCCACUACAACACGUGGCAUUUGUUCCCAUCCUCGGUCGGUCGGUAACUUCCGUAACGUAACGGCUAGUAGCGGCUACCGUAGAACCCCGCGUAAACGUCGUCGUCGCCGUUAUCGUCGUCGUCGUCGUCAUCCGCGUCUUCGUUCCCAUCGUAAGCGGGGGGAGGAGGGGUGGCUGCCGGCAGUGUUCGCACCGUUUCGCCUCGAAUGAGGCGAAUUGCCGCCACAGAGCAGAGGAAAAGCGGAAGAAGAAAAGGAAGAUCGGCACGUAUUAGGAAGCUGGUACUGCUACUGCUACUACUCCGGUGUGUGGCAUUGCAGCGGAAGCGGAGGAGAAAAAAAGAAAAAAAAACGAAACGGGCCGCAUGUGUGUGAGGGGUGUGCUUCAAGAGCAGCAGUCAGUCAGCAUGCGAAAUAAGCGGAAAAACUGAAUGUGUGAACUGUUGCAUAGUAUCCCGUCCCGUAGUAACAAAGCAAGAGAAUCGAGAGAAGAAAAAAACCAAACAAAGUCAAACAAACAAGAACAGACUCUGUGUGUGUGGACGGUUUCGCAUAUGAUACACCCACAAAACACACCGAUUCGACUUUUACCCGAAGAUUAACACAAAAGCCAGGUCCCAUGCGAUGGAAGGGGAAACAUAAGGCCGGGUUAAGAGAGGGGUAUUGUUCGGAAUUGUUGGAAGGGGCGCUUGCCAGUCGUCAUCGUAGCCGUCGUCGUUGCAGUCGUAGUCAGUGUUCAAGUCGUCGCAUGUACUGCCAGCGUUGUUCUUGGUAUAGUAGUAAGGAGAUUAGUGGCAAAUACGACCGGGUGCAACACAAGCAACGACAGUGGAGAGGGGAGAGUUUCUCCCACCGCGCGCUGGUCCGUGGGCCAAUAAAGCUGUUUGCCACUUAUGAUGUCAUCAGAGGAGGACAGUGAUUCUUUCGGUUUGUACGUCGAUAAGUUGCUAAAGAAACACAAACGAGCCAGACAGCGCGUAGACGCGGGAGAGCCAAGAAAUAGUUAUUCUUCGAUCCCGAACUUUAGUUCAAGACCGUCCUUCAUGAGCGGUGGUCUAUACGGGGCUAUUUUUAGCCAAAGCCAGCAGCAUUUCGGUGGACUGUUUGGUCCCGGUGGUUACGGACCGGCCAACAAAAUGCUCAACGAGUUGUUGGGUAGACAAGUGAAGCAAGCACAGGACGCCACUGAUCCGGACAGUAUUAUGCUAUCGUCGAUCGAAGCAGCCAAUGCAGCGGACAGCAAUACCCCAAUCAGCAAACACGGAUUCGAAAGUUCAACGAAUCUGAACAACAAUAACAACAACAGCAGUACGAACAACAAUAAUAACAGCGCUAAUAACAAUUCGCCCACGUCUGAUGGAUCUGUGACCAUGAUGGGCCGAAGGAGAAGCAACAGUCAGAACAACACUGCCAACAGUGGCAAUAACAAUAGUAACAGUAACAGCAGUGGUGUUAUAGACCUUGACGGUGGUUCUAGAACACCACAGCCGAACGAUCUGGCGCAUCAUAUGUUGCGCAACAUUCUCCAGGGCAAGAAGGAGUUGAUGGCCCUCGAUCACGAGCUGCGAACGGUGAGCAAUCAAAGCAGUGCGCUCGGUGACCGGAUAUCACCCGAUAAUAACAACGUGAUUAGUAAAAAUAAUAACAUUUACGACAUUACUAAGUGUGAAUCAGUGAACGGUGGUAGUGGUGAUGUUAGUGACUCUAGUGACCUAGGUGCUCAUAAUAAUAGUGCUUCAACCAAAGUGAACCACAAAAAUAGUGCGACCAAUAAUCAAACCAAUAACAGUGAUAACAGUCAGUCUAAUAGGCCAAUUUCUCUCAAUUCUAACGCCAACAAUUGUGAUGAUCUGCUAGCCUCAGAGCUGGCACAUACCGAGCGGCUGCUGAACGGUGGAAUAAACUCCAGCAGCACCGGUGGUAGUGGUGGAAGGUGUUCCAGUAUAAACCCAAAGCAGGAAAAAACCGAUGUGAUUGAUGAGCUGGUAGCUUCACUUCCAGACGAAACCGAUGAAACCAUGCCCUCACCUGGCUCGGGUAGCAAUGGUGUGGUGAUUACCAAACAAGAACUAGACAUCGACGAUUGUCUAGAGGACAAAGAUCGGAAUGGUCGGACGCCAAGUCCGGUGCAGAGUAAGAACGACUCGGAAUCAUUAACACUGAAGCGAGCACGAGUGGAAAACAUUGUGUCCUCUUUGCGAGUCAGUCCUGCCCUGCUAUCUUCGCAGCCGGGACAAGUUAACGGAUGCAAAAAGCGUAAGUUGUAUCAUCCGCAGCAGCACGAUAACAGUGCCGCAGAACGGUACGCUGCCGCUGCAGCAGCCGGUUUGAAUCUGGGCCUCACGCUUCAGAACUUUAUGCUGGGUGCAAGCGUUGAACCGGACGAUGAUGACGACGAUAUGGAAAUUACUCCGCAUAUCCAUCAGAAGCGAGUGGAAAAAGACGUACUUAAGUCCCAGCUGCGAUCGAUGCAGGAACAGUUAGCCGAGAUGCAACAAAAAUAUGUGCAAUUAUGUUCGCGAAUGGAGCAGCAAUCGGACACCCAGGAGGUGGACGACAGUGUUAGUGAUAUCAUGGAAGACGACUCCAAUCCCGACCUCACACCGGAUAAGUCGCUGAUGCAAAGUUCACCCGCAUCGACCCCGAUCAAGGACGUCGGUAAGAAUGCGGACGCGUCGAGUAUGCUCCAGAUGAUGAGCAAAAUGAUGUCCGCUAAGAUUCACAAUCAGUUGCCCACUCACCCACACCUGCAGACCGGUUUCAAUGGAACGCAUCUCUUUCUGCAACAUAUGCAGCAAGCUGGCCUCCCACACGACGGUAUGAGCCAGCACAAUCAGAUGAGCAAUGCCGCUAUGUAUCAGAAACUGUUUAUGGAACAGGAAGCGCGAAUGGUUAAAGAAGUCGCUGAACAGCAGGAGAGAAACCUGCAAAACUCCAACCAGCAGUUGCUACAGCAGCAGGCACUGCAGCAGCAGCAACAGCAUCAGCACCAGCAACAACAACAACAGCAGAUGCAGCAUCAGCAACAGCAGCAACAAGAGAGAAACAUGCAAAAUACCAACCAGCAAUUGAUGCAACAACAAGUUCAACCACAAAAUCAAGCAUCUCAACCUCAGUUGCAAUCACCUCCUCAUCAAUCAAAUCAGUCCCAGCAUCAACAACAGCAGCAACAACAACAACAACACAUGCAGCUGCAACAACAACAACAACAACAGCAACAACAAAUGCAGCAGCAACAACCUUCUCAGACGAGUCAUAUCUCGCCACCACAAAUGCCACAACUGCCGCAUAUGCCGCUGAUUCCGAAAGGUUCGACCAUUCCAUCGGAUCUAACCAGUCGGCUCAACUUGAUGCGUUCCAGUAAUAGCUCGGUAGGGCAAAUGUCCGGCACAGACCUAGAAGGUCUAGCCGAUGUUUUGAAAACGGAAAUUACAGCCUCGCUCUCCAAUCUGGUCGAUUCGAUCGUGACGAGGUUUGUCCAUCAGCGUCGAUUCCUGGGGAAACAGUCGGAAGCAGCGGCAGCAGCAGCCGAACAGCUCAACAAGGAUCUGAUGAUGGCAUCGCAGCUCUUGGAUCGUGCCAAGUCUCCGCGGACAAAGGUUUCAUCCGAUCGCGGAGCUAACGUCAACAACAGCAGUAGCAAUCUGUCAGGUAAUGGACCAAUGCUUAAUUCUUCUAGUCUCAAUAGUGCGCCGAAUCCGAACGUGGUGAAUCAGCCUUCCGCUGGAAACCCGAUGAUGAGCGGUCCGCAGGGUAACGGGCCACGGCUGAACGGCACCGCGUUUCCUCCCAUGGGAAUGCCGAUGCAUGUGAACAAUGUGCCCCCGCACGACUCCAAGAAUAACCUGAACCAAAUCAAUAUGCCACCUCAUGUUCGACCUUCUCCUUCUACAGCUAUGUUCCAAACGCCGAAGCCACCGCAGAACCUCAACUCGGUAGCGGCCGCAGCACUGUACAACUCCAUGAAUGCCCUCGGAAACAGCCAGGUUAACCCGUUCUGUAUGCCAGAACCAAGGGAAAACCCGGAACAAGCCGAAGCACUGAGCCUUGUCGUGACGCCGAAGAAGAAACGUCAUAAGGUCACCGACACUCGAAUCACCCCACGAACUGUGAGUAGGAUUCUGGCCCAGGACGGAAUCAUCCCUUCUGGCAAUCCUAUCCAGAUAGAGCAAAACAAUAGCAAUCAAGGUAGCAACAAUAGUAACAACAACGGCUUGAACAACAGCGGCAAUAGUGGCAACAACAACAACAUUAGUAACAACAUCAACAAUAACAACAACAACAUUAGCAAAAACAAUAACCCACAGCAACAGUUCAACAGCCAGCCACCGAGCGUGCAAGCGAGCACACCAACCGAGAGCCCCUCUCCACGUGGCUCCUACCAUCAGCCACCGCCUUCGAUGCUUCCCGUGUCGUUACCCACGUCGGUUGCGAUACCGAACCCCUCCCUGCACGAGUCCCAAGUGUUUUCGCCCUACAGCCCCUUCUUCAACCCUCAUGGCCCCCCGCACGGUGGUCCCCAUGGGCCGCAACCGUCACAGUUCCACCACAUGAAGGUGUCCUCGAGCCCGCCCGGUAUCAACGGUCUGAUGGACCCACGGGAUUCUCCUCCGCUACCGCACCCGCCUACGAUGCUGCAUCCGGCACUGCUGGCAGCUGCCCACCACGGCAAUUCGCCCGACUACGGUCACAUCCGUGCCUCGAUGGACGUCAACGAUCGCAACUCGGACUGCAACUCGGUCAACGACAUCUCCUACAACGGCAUGGAGCCUACUAUAUCCUUUUCAAAAUUUUCCUUAACUCCGGAGCACUCGUCAACAUUGACCCCGAUGCACCUGCGCAAGGCGAAGCUGAUGUUCUUCUGGGUGCGCUACCCGAGUUCGGCCGUGCUGAAGAUGUACUUCCCGGAUAUCAAGUUCAACAAGAACAACACCGCCCAGCUGGUCAAGUGGUUCUCCAACUUCAGGGAAUUCUACUAUAUUCAAAUGGAGAAGUACGCCCGCCAGGCGGUUAGCGAAGGAAUGAAGAACGUGGAUGACAUCCAUGUGAGCAACGACAGCGAAAUCUACCGUGUUCUCAAUCUGCACUACAAUCGGAAUAAUCAUAUCGAGGUGCCCCAAAAUUUCCGAUAUGUUAUUGAACAGACACUGCGAGAGUUCUUCCGCGCGAUACAGGGCGGGAAGGAUACCGAACAGUCGUGGAAGAAAUCGAUUUACAAAAUCAUUUCUAGAAUGGAUGAUCCUGUACCGGAAUAUUUCAAAACUCCAAACUUCCUGGAACAGUUGGAGUAAAAGCCUACAACAGUAACGAGAUAGCAAAACAAACAAACAAACAAAAACAAAACACAGUCAGCAGCCCUUCCGGCUGCCAACACCAGAAACCUGCAAACACCGAAUCAAUAACCAAAUUUACUGAGGAAAAAAGAGUAAAUAAUUAAAAUUAAAAAGAUAAAAAGUUACACUUUAUUAAUUAUAACUUUAAAGCAAAUUAUACAAAAUUGUUAUCUAAACAAA
This is a messenger RNA of Topomyia yanbarensis, 8440 nucleotides long. RefSeq names its product homeobox protein prospero-like. Lineage: Eukaryota; Metazoa; Arthropoda; Insecta; Diptera; Culicidae. Gene Ontology annotation, molecular function: RNA polymerase II cis-regulatory region sequence-specific DNA binding; DNA-binding transcription factor activity, RNA polymerase II-specific. Bases 3821 to 8218 code for a protein of 1465 amino acids. The transcript is spliced from 6 exons. Gene Ontology annotation, biological process: regulation of transcription by RNA polymerase II. Gene Ontology annotation, cellular component: nucleus. The record is from RefSeq and is a predicted model, not a curated record.